AUGGGAUUUGGUCCUCUUCUAUCUCAGACGGCCCACAUCAGGUACAAAGAAGUUCAAAGUGGAGUGUCUUUUGGACAUGUGUACGGCUCCACAAGAGGGGAGUGCUCUCAAUUGGAACAAGAACUCAAGUUUGCAUGGCGGGAUGAGGAACUAUUCUGGAAACAGAAAUCGCGCAUAGCUUGGCUCAACCAUGGGGAUAAGAACACCAAAUUUUUUCAUCGUAAGACUUUAAUUCGCCGGUGCAAGAAUGAAAUUCUUGGUUUGGAAGAUUCUCAGCGUCAGUGGUGGGAUUCCAAGGAUGAUGUUCGUAGAGUGGCGGAGGAUUAUUUUCAACACCUUUUUUCUUCUUCCCCGGUUGUGAGUGAUGAUGACUUUUGGCAGAUGCUCUCUCCUAAAGUUUCUCUAGAGAUGAAUACAGAGCUUCUCAAGGAUGGUUCGGUUGAGGAAUUACGCCAGGCUAUCAGUGGUAUGGGUUCGUUUAAAGCUUCGGGUCCUGACGGCUUCACUUCUCUAGUUCUUGCCAAUCGUCUGAAGCUCAUUCUUCCAUUAUUGAUUUCUGAAUCCCAAAGUGCCUUCGUUCCUAACCGACUGAUUCAUGAUAAUAUUGUUAUUGCGCAUGAUCUCUUGCAUGUUAUUAAGUUUAGGAAGAAGUCCAAUUCUCCAAGUUUGCUAGCUAUCAAGCUUGACAUGGCUAAAGCAUAUGACCGUGUCUCACAACUUUUCUCCAAGACGCCGUGCAUCGAAAAUCGCUUACUGGUCUUAAGAUGGGUCGGGGUUGUUUGCCCAUCUCUUAGUUGUUUUUUGCGGACGAUGCUCUACUUUUCGGCUCUACUAAGGCGAGUGAGAUGUGCUGCCUUAAAUCUCUCCUUGAUAUCUUUUAGUUUCUUAGCUGAAAGCGUUUCUGCGAAAACUCAACUCCUCAAAGGCAAGUUCCUUUCUAAGGCGGGGAGGGAAAUUAUGCUUAAAGCUGUUCUCUCUGCUACUCGUAUUUAUGCUAUGCACUGUUUUAAGAUUACUAAGCAACAAUGCAAGACUUUAACUAGCAAAUUCCUUAAUUUUUGGUGGAGUGGUGAGGAGAAGACCAAUAAAAUUAAGUGGAUUCGUUGGGAUACCCUUUGCAAGUCCAAGGCUGUAGGGGGUUUGGGUUUCAAAAAUAUGGAAGCCUUUAACCUUGCUCUUCUUGCUAAGAUGGCUUGGCGUAUGGAAGUGGGGGAUGAUUCUUUACUCUACAAGCUUUUCAAGAAAAAAUAUUUCAGUAAAUGUAGUUUUUUUUAUUCCUCUGUUGUUCCUCGAUCUUCGUGGGUCUGGAGGAGCUUACAAGCUACUAAAGCGGUUCUCCGUCGGGGUAUGAUAUGGAGGAUUGGGGAUGGUUCUUGUAUUGACUGUUGGAAGGACAACUGGAUUCCGGAUCGAUCUAAUUUGGUUGUUACAACUCAAAAGACUGGGGCUCCUUUUUCCUCAGUUGCUGACCUGAUUAAUGCCUUUUCCCAUUCUUGGAAUGCCGAUUUGAUUUCUCGGUUCUUUAAUCAUCGUGACCGCCGUCCCAUCCUUCAGAUUCUUCUUCGUCAGAUGGGAGGGUUGGAUUGUAAAGUUUGGGGGUUAACUUUUUAUGGCAAGUUUUCAGUUAAGAGCGCAUACUAUGCUUCUCUCUCCUUAUCUGAUUCUUUACCGCCCUCUCCUGCUUUUGCAAGUUGUAGUUUUGAUUCCGAAAAGUAG
Messenger RNA from Cornus florida, 1716 nucleotides. RefSeq lists its product as uncharacterized. The transcript has 6 exons. Bases 1 to 1716 code for a protein of 571 amino acids. Lineage: Eukaryota; Viridiplantae; Streptophyta; Magnoliopsida; Cornales; Cornaceae. The record is from RefSeq and is a predicted model, not a curated record.